This is a messenger RNA of Contarinia nasturtii (swede midge), 972 nucleotides long. It is a transcript of the gene EMC8-9, whose product is annotated as ER membrane protein complex subunit 8/9 homolog. NCBI's taxonomy places the organism in Eukaryota, Metazoa, Arthropoda, Insecta, Diptera, Cecidomyiidae. The transcript has a single exon. Gene Ontology annotation, cellular component: EMC complex. The record is from RefSeq and is a predicted model, not a curated record. The coding region runs from base 199 to 801 and encodes 200 amino acids.
GUCAAGAACUGUCAAACGAAAAAAAAAUCCAAUAAAAAAAAGUGAGCACGAUAAAAUUGUUCCAAUUAACUUGAAAUCUACUUGCAUUACUUUCGUUCGCAACAUUUUCGUCAAGCAUUUUUUGCUUUUGAGUUGAACAUUUUGUAUUCUAUUUUAUAAUCGUAUUUGGAAUCGUUGAUAGAAGCCCCGUGUAACAAGAUGACCAAUUAUAAAAUAUCAUCACGAGCCUAUUCCAAGAUGGUUUUGCAUGCAGCAAAGUAUCCACAUUGUGCGAUAAAUGGUUUGUUGUUGGCCAGCUCAAAAGACACAUCGAAUAACAUUGAAAUUGUUGAUGUGAUGCCAUUAUUUCAUCAGAAUUUGCAUUUAAGUCCGAUGGCUGAAAUUGCACUCGUCCAAACCGAAGCAUUGGCCGCUGCAAAUGACUUGCAAAUCGCUGGCUAUUAUGCUGCAUGUGAAUUAUUUCAAGACAAUACCAUUGAAAAGGCACCAGGCGUCAAAAUUGCCGACAAAGUGGCCGAAAACAAUCCGAACGCUGCAUUCAUCAUUCUCAAUAACACAAUUCUGGGGGGCAAAGACAAUGGACCAUCAUUGAAUGUUUACCAAAACAAAGAAAAUCACUGGGUGUCAACAUCAUUUACACUAAACCAAAUCAAUGAAACAUUGGAUGCAGUCGAACUACUGAUUCAACGCGGUGCAAUGAAGGAUCUGUACGAUUUCGACAAUCAUUUGGAUAACAUUAAAAAUGAUUUUUCCAAUGCUCAUUUGAAUCGUGAUUUACAACAACUUCUCGCCAUGUAUUAAGCAUUGAAUAAUUCAUUCAAGUAUUUCUUUUCAAUGAGCACAUACGAAUAAUUAAUUUAAUUAUUGAUUUUAAAUUCGAGGUUUUAACACAAUUGAACAAAAUAAAUAUGUAAUGGGGCGAAACGAAUAAUAAUUCCACAAUAAAAUUUAGUUUGUAUUUGAAACUAUAAA